Messenger RNA from Acaulospora morrowiae, 817 nucleotides. The record is from the annotation of a GenBank genome assembly. Lineage: Eukaryota; Fungi; Glomeromycota; Glomeromycetes; Diversisporales; Acaulosporaceae.
UGCCAACAAAGUUGCUUUUGAACAGGUCAACUUCAUGUCAUUAGAUGUAUACGCUCGCAAACAACCAUCUGAUGUAAAGCCCGUACUGUUGUUCAUCCAUGGUGGUGAAUGGAAAAGAGGAGAUAAAGGCGCUCCAUAUCCAUUGAUACGUCACAUGGCUGAAAGCGGUUGGGUUGUGGUAUCUGUGAAUUACAGACUUGCGCCUACCUCUAAAUAUCCUAAUCAGUUGAUUGACGUAAAGAGAGCGUUGCGAUGGAUAAAAACUCAUAUUGCCGCAUUCGGUGGUGAUCCACAAUUUAUUGCCGUGGCUGGGGAUGAUGCUGGCGGACAAAUUGCUGCUGCAGUUGCUUUCACACAAAAUGAUCCGAAAUAUCAACCCAAUUUUGAGAAAACUGACACUUCGGUAAAAGCGUGUGUUUUAAUCAACGCUAUUACAGAUCUCUUGGACGAGAAUAAAUUUUGGGAUAAGAAUAUUGGCGAGGAUUUUUGUAAGAAUGUCGCCGGAUUGAAAGCAAAAGAUGAAUCAUUCUUGAAAGAGCAUUCACCGUUACACCUUAUUAAAAAGGAUUCGGUUCCAUUUUUGGUAUUUCACGGAGAUCGAGACACUUUUGUUCCAUUUAAAGCAUCCGAUCACUUUGUUGAAGAAUUUAAGAAAGUGUCGAAAUCCGAAAUCCAGUUUAUUCCUAUUCCGGGUGGUCAUCAUGUUUACCAUCUUUUUUCAUCUCCUCGGUCACAUUAUCAAGCGAUUGGCGUCGAAGAAUGGCUGAAUCAUAUCCGCCAUGAUAUGAUGGCGGACAAUGACAAAAGUGCUGAGUGA